Amphibalanus amphitrite is the source of this 2000-nucleotide messenger RNA. RefSeq names its product 1,5-anhydro-D-fructose reductase-like. Lineage: Eukaryota; Metazoa; Arthropoda; Thecostraca; Balanomorpha; Balanidae. Gene Ontology annotation, cellular component: cytosol. Gene Ontology annotation, molecular function: aldose reductase (NADPH) activity. The record is from RefSeq and is a predicted model, not a curated record. The coding region runs from base 776 to 1768 and encodes 330 amino acids. The transcript has a single exon.
CUAACUCAAGUCCACAUAAAAAACCGAUUUCGGUUCCCCGAGGUUCGUCACCGUUCUCCCUGUUUAAGUAGGUAUUCGGCUACACGUAUAAUGGUCACAGCAUCCGUCAAAUGAUGACACGUCUGUAUUUUCCGUUUGAUUGACUUCACUAGGCUCUGUGGUACCGGGGCUGGGUGGGUGAUCGUGCACAGAGCACACUUCGCCGGGCAGUUUACAGUCGCACUUUUUAAUUUAUCAAAUAUACGAUAUUAUCAUUUACUGCGAGGCCGGCCCCAACAUAAUUUACCCGUCUCCAACCGAACUAUGUGAAGGUCAGUAAGAUGCAAAUAGCAUGUCAUGUCCACCGUGCAAUACUUUCUCUCAGUUCCCACACUGGGUCGAAAGUGCAGGGCCUUCUGCAGUGGACACUGUCUACUAUCCAGCAAGGCACAGAAACUGCAUCGUCAUCACACCAUGCACCCGACACCGUCACGUGAGAAUGGUUCGAACCGACUCCUGUCGAGCCUUCCCAUGACAAGGCAAGUCUGAGCUGGAGGUCAGCCGAUACGGACCGAAGAGCAGUCAGCUAUCACACUAUCUCACUAUCAGUAUCGGCGCGGCGCGGCGAGCGUAUAUCAGCGGACGGCAGGUACCCCUCACUGCCCGCCGACCGCAGACCCAGAGUGACGCCGCUCCCGCGCGCAACCGGAGACAGGAGCCAAGCGAGCGUCCAAUCUUCUCAGACGCGGAGACCCGUGUGAGCGUUACGAUCGUGUCCCCACCGGUCCGAGGCAGCAUGACUCCCUCCGUACAGCUCAGCAACGGCAUGCAGAUGCCGCUGCUCGGUCUCGGUUGCUGGCAGGCCGAUGACGGAAAGGACGUGGCCGUGGCCGUGGAGGCCGCCCUGCUGGCCGGAUAUAGGCACAUCGACACCGCCUACUUCUACGCCAACGAGGCCGACGUCGGCAGGGGCAUCAAGGCCGCCAUCGCCACCGGCAAGGUCAAGAGAAGCGACAUCUUCGUCACCACCAAGCUGCCGCCGAUCGGGAUGCGGCCCGAGAGAGUGGAAAAGUAUCUGAGGAAGUCGCUGAAGGCGCUGGACUUGGACUAUAUCGACCUCUACCUGGUGCACCACCCGGUGGGCUUUGAGGAGGUGGACGAAAACGACAACAUGCCACUAGAGAAUCCCGGCACCGACAAGGAAAAGGUGAAAUUCGACUUUUCAACCGACCUCAUCGCCAUCUGGAAGAAGAUGGAGAACAUGGUGGAACUCGGUCUGGCCAAGACGAUCGGCAUCUCCAACUUCAACCCGAGGCAGAUGAGGAAGAUCACGGCCAUCGCCAAGAUUCCUCCGACGGUUAACCAGGUUGAGUGUCACGUCUACUUUCAGCAGAAGGAGCUUCGUGAGGCCUGCAAGCAGCACAACAUCGCCGUCACCGCCUACGGCCCGCUCGGAUCUCCCGGGCGGAAGCUCUUCUACGAGAAACAGGGCAAGACGAUCGAGCUGCCGGACCUCCUGCGGAACCCGGUGGUACGUCUGGUGUCCGACAAACACGAACGGUCGGCGGCCCAGGUGCUGCUCCGGUUCAUCACGCAGGAGGGCAUCAUUGUCAUCCCCAAGUCCACAAACGAGAGUCGCAUCAAGCAGAACGGCGACAUCUUCAGCUUCGAGCUGGACGAAGUAGAUAGGCAGGCGCUUCGUUCGCUUGAUCAGGGAGUGGCAGGUACCAUUUUUAAAUUCGCCGAGAUUUUUCCCGGGUACGAGGAGCACCCCGAGUGUUUCUUCUGAACUGGCUGGUGCUGGCUAUGGUUUUACCAUUCUGUGUCGGUGUGCUGGCUAUUAAAGUAGCUUUGUAAUUGGAAAUGCACCGUGUCUAGAUGUCUGUCUGUGCAUUUUUGGUUAGGCAGGCAUUUCCGUGUGCGUGACUUUAAACGGGAAUGUUGUUUAGUGUGCGAUAUAUGUGUUUGAGAAUUGUUCAAUAAGAUCAGAAUGUUUUAUCAAAUACAAUGGUUUCAAUUUG